Rattus norvegicus (Norway rat) is the source of this 2591-nucleotide messenger RNA. It is a transcript of the gene Cbx4, whose product is annotated as chromobox 4. NCBI's taxonomy places the organism in Eukaryota, Metazoa, Chordata, Mammalia, Rodentia, Muridae. Gene Ontology annotation, cellular component: PcG protein complex; nucleus; PRC1 complex. The coding region runs from base 200 to 1855 and encodes 551 amino acids. The transcript has 5 exons. Gene Ontology annotation, biological process: negative regulation of transcription by RNA polymerase II; chromatin organization; negative regulation of proteasomal ubiquitin-dependent protein catabolic process. Gene Ontology annotation, molecular function: enzyme binding; histone H3K27me3 reader activity; phosphoprotein binding. The record is from RefSeq and is marked validated.
AGUUGUCUGAGCGAGAGCGAGCAGAGAGCCGGCGGGUGCGGGCAGCGGCGGCGGCCAGGCUGUUGAGGGGCGAGUGGCGGCGGCGGGGGCCGGGCGCGUGGCGAGGUCCGCGCGCAGGACCGCAUCGGGGCGCCGGCGGGAGCCAGCUGUGUCUGCAGCCGGGCCGGCCGCUUGCGCCCCUGCGUGCUUGGAUUCGGCCAUGGAGCUGCCAGCUGUUGGCGAGCACGUCUUCGCGGUGGAGAGCAUCGAGAAGAAGCGGAUCCGCAAGGGCAGAGUGGAGUAUCUGGUGAAAUGGAGAGGCUGGUCCCCCAAAUAUAACACGUGGGAACCAGAGGAGAACAUCUUGGAUCCCCGUCUGCUGAUUGCCUUCCAGAACAGGGAAAGGCAGGAGCAGCUGAUGGGAUAUCGAAAGAGAGGGCCCAAGCCCAAACCGCUGGUGGUGCAGGUACCCACCUUUGCCCGCCGCUCCAAUGUCCUGACUGGGCUUCAAGACUCCUCCGCUGACAACCGUGCCAAGCUGGAGUUGGGCACGCAGGGCAAGGGCCAGGGGCACCAGUAUGAGCUCAACAGCAAGAAGCACCAUCAGUACCAGCCCCACGGCAAGGAGAGGUCCGGUAAGCCGCCCCCACCAGGGAAGAGCGGCAAGUAUUACUAUCAGCUAAAUAGCAAAAAACACCACCCCUACCAGCCAGACCCCAAAAUGUACGACCUGCAGUACCAGGGCAGCCACAAGGAGGCACCCAGCCCCACCUGCCCAGACCUGGGCGCCAAGAGCCACCCUCCUGACAAGUGGGCCCACGGAGCUGCAGCCAAAGGCUACCUCGGGGCAGUGAAGCCCUUGGGGGGAGGGGCAGGAGCUCCAGGCAAGGGCUCGGAAAAGGGCCCCCCGAAUGGCUUGACACCAGCCCCUAAGGAGGCGGUGGCCGGUAAUGGCAUUGGGGGCAAGAUGAAAAUCGUCAAGAACAAGAACAAGAAUGGGCGCAUCGUGAUCGUGAUGAGCAAGUACAUGGAGAACGGCAUGCAGGCCGUGAAGAUCAAGUCGGGCGAGGCAGCCGAGAGCGAGGCGCGCUCCCCCAGCCACAAGAAACGUGCUGCCGAGGAGCGCCAUCCCCAGGCCGACAGGACUUUUAAAAAGGCAGCCGGUGCUUCUGAGGAGAAGAAAGCCGAAGUGCCCUGCAAACGCAGGGAGGAGGAGGCUCUGGUGUCGGGGGACCCCCAGCCCCAGGACCUAGGGUCUCGAAAGCUCUCCCCGACCAAGGAGGCCUUUGGUGAGCAGCCGCUGCAGCUCACCACCAAGCCAGACCUGCUGGCCUGGGACCCAGCCAGGAGCUCACACCCGCCCGCCCACCACCACCAUCACCACCACCAUCACCACCACCACCAUACGGUGGGCCUGAACCUCUCCCAUGCGCGCAAGCGCUGCCUCUCCGAGACCCAUGGCGAGCGUGAGCCCUGCAAGAAGCGGCUGACCGCCCGUAGCAUCAGCACGCCGACCUGCCUGGGGGGCAGCCCGGUCUCUGAGCACCCUGCCAACGUAUCCCCCACCGCAGCCUCUCUUCCGCAGCCGGAGGUCAUCCUUUUGGACUCAGACCUGGAUGAGCCCAUAGACUUGCGCUGUGUCAAGAUGCGCAGCGAUGCCGGGGAACCGCCCAGCACCCUCCAGGUGAAGCCGGAGGCUCCGGCAGUGGCGGCAGUGGUGGCGCCGGCCACUGCAGCGGAGAAGCCUCCCGCUGAGGCCCAGGAGGAGCCAGCGGAGCCCCUGAGUGAAUUUAAGCCCUUCUUUGGGAAUAUAAUUAUCACUGACGUCACGGCGAACUGCCUCACCGUCACUUUCAAGGAAUACGUGACGGUGUAGUGGGAAGGAGUCGCGCCCGCUGGGACUCCCGCACCUGCAAUCUCGCAGAGGUUCCCAAGGAGAGGACUCCCCAGUCGCGGUGGCCAGGCCCCUGCUCACUCCCUGGGAUCCCGACUGAGCUGUCCAUCUCUCACUCUCCUUCCACGUGGUGCCUGCGGUCUCGCCGCCACCUCCCCCUUCCCUAUAGGAGACCCGAGCCCUCCCUGUGGACCACCAGAACUGACCCCGCAGCCCCGAGGCGGUCUCAGCUAUAGUAUUAUAUUUUAACCGUGCUAACUGUCAAGUGCUGACUCUACUCCGGUUUGUACGUGGUGUUAUUCUUGAAAUGUAUUGUUUGAGCUCAGAAGGCCCGACUACCCCCCUCGGGCUGAUAUAUAUAUAUAUUUAUUUGUAGGUAUUUAUAUAUUGAAAUAUAAAACCUAGAUUUAUGGAGUUUCCUCUAGAUCAUGUUAUAUUCUAUAUCAGACAGACUAUUUUCAGUUGGCCUUUUCCUUUCCCCUUCAUUCAGUAUUUUGAUUUUUAUUUCCUCUUCUCCAGGAACUGCGGCACCAGUAACCUUGGUAUAUAUUUUUUGAUACUGUACACAUGGGUGUGUUGUUUCUAUGUGCAAAAAAAAAAGUUUGUUAAAAGGCUAAAGAGCUCUCUAGAACCUGCUGCUAUAGAAAUGUCUGAACUAUAAGCUUCCAAUUAUUACCUGCUUGAAUGUAAAUAUUAAAUGGAGAUGUUGAAGGUGCAA